Verticillium alfalfae VaMs.102 is the source of this 2232-nucleotide messenger RNA. Its product is annotated as GRC3. Bases 1 to 2232 code for a protein of 743 amino acids. Gene Ontology annotation, cellular component: nucleus. The record is from RefSeq and is a predicted model, not a curated record. Gene Ontology annotation, biological process: cleavage in ITS2 between 5.8S rRNA and LSU-rRNA of tricistronic rRNA transcript (SSU-rRNA, 5.8S rRNA, LSU-rRNA). The transcript has 4 exons. NCBI's taxonomy places the organism in Eukaryota, Fungi, Ascomycota, Sordariomycetes, Glomerellales, Plectosphaerellaceae. Gene Ontology annotation, molecular function: polynucleotide 5'-hydroxyl-kinase activity.
AUGAGCACCCCAAAACGCCGAAGAUUCGAGUCCGACGAUGACCUUGCACCUAUGAGUGCCUUUUCUCUGCGCCGCCAGCUCUUGGCUGCAAAGGGUACGGUUACCACUGCGGUUCCUUCUGAGCCUUCAAGCUCAGCAUCCUCGCCAGCUCCUAAAAGCCCGAUCUCGGCGUCAGCCGCACUGCCUGCUGGGCGACGAUCCGCAAGGAAGCAAGCUUCUUUGAAUGCGCCAUCACCGCAACCCUCACUCAGCCCCGGGGGCCGGGAAGCCACCGUCAUAGCUCAGGAAUCACCAGCCAAAAAGCCUGUAUCUGGGGCGUCAUUGACCACCAGCGACAAUGGCCUGCCUCUUGCCCCUGUACAGCAGUUUUCAACGUUCAGGCCUAACAAGCAGAAUGCUCGGAAACUCGCGGGGGGCGUUCUCCAGCUGAGACUCAGCACAAGCGAGCGAUUUCUUGUUCUCGGCAGCUUCGGUAUUCGUGUCGUCAGCGGUGAGGUCACCAUCGCUGGCGCAACACUGAACAAAACCGACAACAUCAUAUGGGCACAUGCGGCCCAUUGCCACGCCAUUCCUGUGCUGCGAUGCUCGGAGGAUACGAAGAUUGAGCUGCAUCCUCACCCCCGAGCCAUCGAGCUGCGCCGGCUCGAGAGGCUGUCGCCUAUGUUCCGCAGCCUCUGGAACGAACCUUCAAAGCCUGGAACAGGAGCCAAGAAUGAACUGGCUUCAACUUUCCAGAUUAUCGGAACUGCGGCCGAUGCGCCAAAAAAGGCUGUGAUUCAAGAUCUGGUGUCGCAUCCCGCCUGGAAUAAGAAGCUGGCGGAACUUGUGGCCAGGGGGGGGAGCAAGGCGCCGGUCGUCUUUCUUUGUGGGCCAAAGUCUUCAGGGAAAUCAACUUUCGGCCGCAUCCUGGCUAACCGGCUGUUAACGUCGCCGUCCCAACGAGCGAAGAGACCUGCUGUGGCCAUACUGGACCUCGACCCUGGGCAGCCUGAGUUCAGUCCUGCUGGCACCAUGUCGCUUGUCCAUGUCAAAACGCCAAAUCUAGGCCCCUCUUUCACACAUGCCGUACCGGAAACCACAGAUGCAAGCGUCAUCCGGUGUCAUGCCACGGCAUCCAUCUCACCAGCAGCAGACCCCGAGCAUUAUGUCGAAUGUGCCCAAGAUCUAUUUCAUCACUACCAGCAAUCUGCAUUGCGUAACCGUCCUUUGAUCAUCAACACCCCCGGCUGGAUUCUCGGAACAGGUCUUGAUCUUUUGACGGAGCUCAUAUCAAAAUUAGCGCCGACGGACGUUAUCUACAUGUCUGAGGACGGACCAACGGAGAGCGUUGACGCUUUACGCAGCGCCACGAGGACUAAUUUCACGACUCUACCCUCGCAGCAAACGGAGUUCACUUCGCGAACAGCGGCCCAUCUGCGCUCUAUGCAGACCAUGUCGUAUUUUCACUCCAUCAGGGCAAGUACUGGACAGGUCAUCUGGGACCCUGCUCCUUUGACAAGUGUCCCUCCUCUGCAGGUGCAGUACGCCGGAGACAUCUCUGGGUUCCUGGCGAUCCUCAGUUACGAGUUCCAGCCUCCAGCGAACCUCUUGGCGGAAGCGAUCAACGGAUCUGUUCUGGCGCUCGUCGAGAUUGAGGAUGGCAAGGCCUUGAGGUUUCUGCCCGAAGUCGACUUCAAAGCCUUCGGUGAUGUCUCUGUGGAUCCUGAGACCAGUAUGGACGUGGACGAUAAGCCAGCCGCAACUGCGACGGGACCUCGUGUCUCGCGGUCUCCGGAGGGAAUCCCAUUCAUCUCCAAUCCUACAUCACAGACACUCGACCCGCGAUACUCGCAAACUCUUGGCCUUGUGCUCCUCCGCGGCAUCGACGUUGCGAAGAAGAGCCUGCAGCUUUUGACGCCCAUUUCGGUGCACGCCAUUGAGGAGAGCCGCAAGGCGGGCAGGCAGCUCGUGCUGGUGCACGGUAGGUUUGACACGCCUGGUUGGGCAUACACUGAGGACUCAUACUCGCGGACGUACAGCGAGACUGCCGUUGACGAGAGGGAGACGGAGAUCACAGAAGAGGAUACAGACAAUGACGACUCGGAGGCUGAGCCGGAAGACCUGGGUAUGGCCGGCGAUGUGGCCGAGACGCCAUGGGUCGAGGUCCUGCGCGGGAAUGAGAAGCGGCCGGUGGGUUCGAGAGUCUGGAGGGUGCGUCGAGAUCUGGGCAAGGGCGGGCCUGGAGGUGACUGA